Messenger RNA from Ceutorhynchus assimilis (cabbage seed weevil), 942 nucleotides. NCBI's taxonomy places the organism in Eukaryota, Metazoa, Arthropoda, Insecta, Coleoptera, Curculionidae. The record is from the annotation of a GenBank genome assembly.
GACUUCCAGUGGCUCUAUGUGCAUUGUAUCUUGCAUCCAAUGCAAAUACUUGUUGUUGCAAAGCUGUGGUCAUUAUAUUUCAUUAAUCAACUUAAAGAAGCAAACGCUACUAGUUUCAAUAAUUUAUAUUUUAUUGUAUAAAACAGUUUUAGUUAAUAAUUUCCGUAUUUUUAUUUUCGAUUGGUACACACAAAAUACAAAUAAACAAAAAUCAGCUGAGCACUGUAACAAUCAGCUACUAAUUUUUGGGUUAGAAUGUCAAUGUCAGGCUAGAUAGAUUCGUCUUUGCUAGAUUCUAAUGAGACUCCAAUAUUGAGGCAUAGAGGCAAACCUCCAUGGGUUGAUCCUGAUGCAGUUUUGAGUUCUGACACACAGGCAUAGAUUAGGUAUUUUUCAGUUUCCAACAUUCAAGGAGAUACCGACUUCCAACCUUAGGAUACCCAAAUAUGUUUAUUGAGAUUUGUUCACUAAUUUGUGUCUCAGCAUUAUGGGGUCUCACAAAUCCAAUAAUUAAACGAAAUUCGAAAUCAAUCACAAAAAUAAAGGCUGACUUAUGGACAAAGCAGUUGCUGUUAGAAAUGAAAUAUUUAAUAACAAAUUUUCAAUACAUAAUUCCAAUGGCAAUCAACCAACUAGGAUCAGUGCUAUACUUUUUCACUUUACAGCAUGUGGACUUAACUUUAUCAGUACCGUUGGCCAACUCCUUGACAUUUAUAUUCACUGCUAUCGCUGGUUUUUAUCUUGAAGAAAAUCUUCCUAGCAAAAGAAGUUUACUAGGAAUGAUAUUAAUUUUAUUUGGGACGUUUUUGUGUUGUUAUGAUAGGCAUAAGUAAACCAGAUUAGGUAUUUCUUUAUUUUGUUAAUAAACUAUAAAAACUAAAUCACUUACAUGUUUUUCUUCUCUUUAUUUAUUCUCCUAUUAAAUUUUUCUUACAAUGAAAA